Mesocricetus auratus (golden hamster) is the source of this 5983-nucleotide messenger RNA. RefSeq names its product phosphodiesterase 1A (gene Pde1a). Gene Ontology annotation, molecular function: 3',5'-cyclic-nucleotide phosphodiesterase activity. The record is from RefSeq and is a predicted model, not a curated record. Bases 124 to 1761 code for a protein of 545 amino acids. Gene Ontology annotation, biological process: signal transduction. The transcript has 15 exons. NCBI's taxonomy places the organism in Eukaryota, Metazoa, Chordata, Mammalia, Rodentia, Cricetidae.
CAGCUGCUAGAGAGGAAUUCAGCUUCUUGUGGAGCGCGAAAGUCAUUCAGGUUUCUCUCGUGCAUAAUCGAGCUCGUAAACUGUAGGAAUUCUGAUGUGCUUCUGUGCACGCAACAAUAACAGAUGAGCUGCUUGGGGGACAGCCUGAGCAGUCGGAACAGCAUCAUGGGGUCUACUGAUGCGGACAUUGAAGACCUGGAAAACGCCACUUACAAGUAUCUCAUUGGAGAACAGACGGAGAAGAUGUGGCAACGCCUGAAAGGAAUACUAAGAUGCUUAGUGAAGCAGCUGGAGAAAGGUGAUGUCAAUGUGGUCGACCUAAAGAAGAACAUUGAAUAUGCAGCAUCAGUGCUGGAAGCAGUUUACAUCGACGAGACAAGAAGACUUCUGGACACUGAAGAUGAGCUCAGUGACAUCCAGACCGACUCAGUUCCAUCAGAAGUCCGGGAUUGGUUGGCUUCUACCUUCACACGGAAAAUGGGGAUGAUGAAAAAGAAACCUGAGGAAAAGCCAAAGUUUCGAAGCAUUGUCCAUGCUGUUCAGGCUGGAAUUUUUGUGGAAAGGAUGUACAGGAAGAGUUAUCACAUGGUUGGUUUGUCAUACCCUGCAGCUGUCAUAGUGACACUCAAGGAUGUUGAUAAAUGGUCUUUUGAUGUAUUUGCCUUAAAUGAAGCAAGUGGGGAGCAUAGUCUCAAGUUUAUGAUUUAUGAGCUGUUUACCAGAUAUGAUCUUAUCAACCGCUUCAAGAUUCCUGUUUCUUGCCUAAUUGCUUUUGCAGAAGCUUUAGAAGUUGGGUACAGCAAGCACAGAAAUCCAUAUCAUAAUUUGGUUCAUGCAGCUGAUGUCACUCAAACUGUGCAUUACAUAAUGCUUCAUACAGGUAUCAUGCACUGGCUCACUGAACUGGAAAUUUUAGCAAUGGUUUUUGCAGCUGCCAUUCAUGAUUAUGAACACACAGGAACAACAAACAACUUCCAUAUUCAGACGAGGUCAGACGUUGCCAUUCUGUAUAAUGACCGCUCGGUGCUUGAGAACCACCAUGUGAGUGCAGCCUAUCGACUUAUGCAAGAGGAGGAAAUGAAUAUCUUUGUAAAUUUAUCUAAAGAUGACUGGAGGGAUCUUCGGAACUUAGUGAUUGAAAUGGUGUUAUCUACCGACAUGUCAGGCCAUUUCCAGCAGAUUAAAAACAUAAGAAGCAGUUUGCAGCAGCCUGAAGGGAUUGACAGAGCCAAAACUAUGUCCCUGAUACUCCAUGCAGCUGAUAUCAGUCACCCAGCCAAAACUUGGAAGCUGCACUACAGGUGGACCAUGGCCCUAAUGGAGGAGUUUUUCCUGCAGGGAGACAAAGAAGCUGAAUUAGGACUUCCAUUUUCUCCACUGUGUGAUCGGAAGUCCACGAUGGUUGCCCAGUCUCAAAUAGGUUUCAUUGAUUUCAUAGUGGAGCCAACAUUUUCUCUCCUGACAGACUCAACAGAGAAAAUUGUUAUUCCUCUUAUAGAGGAAUCAGCAAAAUCGGAGUCUUCUAACUAUGGGGCAAGCAGCACGUUCCAUGUUGCUGACUCCCUGAGGCGGUCAAAUGCGAAAUGUUCCAUGAGUGAUGGAAGCUAUACUCCAGACUACUCUCUGUCAGCUGUGGACCUGAAGAGUUUCAAAAACAACCUGGUGGACAUCAUUCAGCAGAACAAAGAGAGGUGGAAAGAGUUAGCUACCCAAGAACCAAAAUCAAUUCUACAGGAGCAGUGUAACUUUUUCCCUCAGUAACCAUCACUAGGUAAAUCUCCCUGUGUGCUGACAGCUAUAAUUUGAUCAAAAGACUUGGCAGUUUCGAUAUUCAUGCUGGAAGUCUACCUGGGCCUGAGUGAGAAAGGGACUCCGUUUUUGCAGAUUGCUAAGUUGACAGCAGAAACCCCAUGCAUAACAGCUACACAUUUCUUGAUUGACCUGUCCUGACUGGCAUGGAAUAGAUCUAGCAAUGGCUACUGCAUCAACAUCCUUAUGCCUUCAAAUACUGGUGUAAAUAGUAUUUUGUGGCACCUUUCUUGCCUGAGGUGACACAGUGAGUGGCAAUAAAUGUUCUCUGAGCAACAUAUCAGUAAUUUGUCCUGUCUUCUGUGAGGCUACCGAGAUAGUUUCACUUCAAAUGUGCAUUUUCUAAAAUUUCUGAAAGGAAGCACAAAUUUUAGAAAUUUAUCUUUUUUGUGAAUUCUAACAUUUUCUUCUGAAAAUGCUUUACCAAUUAAAAGGCAAAUAUCACACAAGUAAUGUUUGUAAUUUAUAUUCUAGUGAGAAUGAAUGGCCAGAACAGAAUGACUUAACACAGUUUGGGUUGGGUCUGAAAUUAUUUGCCACCACAGAAAUUAGUUUAAGAUUGGCUAAUUUAUUUUCCCUCUCAAAAAUUUCCCUUAAUAUUUUAAUUCUAAUUAUUAUUAUUAUUAUUAUUAUUAGUGUGUGUGUGUGUGUGUGUGUAAAAUGUGUAUAGCAAGGGUAGCAGAACAUGGGGAGGUCAGAGGAAAAGUUUUAGGAGUUGAAACUCUCCUAUAAAUUCUUAACCAGUGUUUUUCAAUACCUUUUUUUAACUGUGACUCUCUCACAGCUAACUUAAUGCUUUGUUAUACCAGAGCAUUAUAAGCACCUCAAGAAUCAAUCCGUUAAGAAUAGAGGUGGAAUAACAAUUCUACAAAGAAUUAUAUUUUACUAACUCUCUCUCAAAGAAUAAAAAUGAGUGUAUUAUACAAUCAAAUUCAAUCCAAAGAUAAGACAUCUAUGUGUACUAAGGGAAAACAUGAGUAUCACAAAAAUUAGAUUCUAACCAUGGAGGCAACAUAGUACAGGGUUAAAACUGAGAAAUCUGAAAAAGAAAGUUUUCAAUUUUGCUAUUGUCAAUAAUAGUUACACAUUUUUGAACAAUUUCUCCCUGAGCUGUGACUCCAUCAUUAUAAAAUGAUGGUCAUUUUAAAAGUAUGUCUCAGUAUUUGUGAUAAACGUUGAAUGAAUCAGUGUAUAUGAAGUGUUUAGUGGUCUGUGUUUUCUACACCAAUACUUAGUCUUGUGGGUUUGCACAUACAUCAAGUCUUUAAUGGCAGAACUUGAAGCAGAGAAAUAUAGAACUUCUUGAGUUCAAGUCCAGCCUGAUCUACAUAGCACAUUCCCAGACAGUCAGGAGUAAAUAGUGCAACCACGUCUCAAAAACAAAACAGAGUACACCAGGCUAGAUGGUAGGCAGUGCAGGCCUGUAUUUCUAGGUACUCUGGAGCAGAGGCAGGAGAAUCUCAAGUUCAAAACCCUAGCCUGUCCUCCAAAGCACAAACAAGGUCAGCCUGGAGAAGCCAGCCAAACUUUUUCUCAAAGUAGUCAGUGGUGGAACUCUUGCCUAGGAUGUACCAUGCCCUAAGUUCAGUGCCCAGUAUUACAAUAACAAGAAAAAAUAACAAGAUCAAAACUGUAAGCUGGCUCUUUCUUUAACUUGAAAACUGGUGAUAAGCAAUUGAGGAAGUUUGCAUUAACUUUGAUUGACAUCUAGAAUAUUCUGUGAAAAUAACGAGACAUAGAGGCCAUGGAUCACUUAGUGACAUCUGUUUACAACUCUGGAGGUAUGUGUUACUGAGGAGGGUCUUGUGUUCCAUAUAACCCUCUGUGUUUGGUUAAGCUGUUAGAAAAUACAAGGAAGAGGAAACCCAGAGACAAAGGGCUAUAAAAACUAUGGCAAUCACUUUGACGGUAGUUUUAUGAAGAUAUAGUGAAACACCUAUAUUUUAUUUUAAAUUACUUCAUGCCCAGCAUGAUAGCAACUCUUUAAUAAUGAAUCUCAAGAUUCCAUCACUGUCGAUUCACAAAUUACUUCCCAGAUAAUUGCUUAAAGUGAUUUUAUUUUAAAGUAUGAAUUCACAAAUGUAUUGAAAAAGGAGCAUAUAAGAAUAUAUACCUAAACAUACAAAGAAAACAAUUUCUUCUACCACUACUUUUAAAAGCUGAAGUUGGGUGAUACUUUUCACAUGUCCUUUCAAAUAACCCCUCUCCAUAGUCAGCAAAGUUAAGAAUAUAUAUACACAGGAGAUAAAUAAAUGCCAUGGGAGUAAUGACAUGAAAACACAAGAGUCUUUGUCAUCUCAGGUAUAGAGUAGAUGGUUUUAUAGGACUGAUUUCUCCCUUGGCUGACCUGAGGACUUACAUACACGGGUACCAAACCUGUAAACAUUGUAAGAUGUGAUGACAUAAAGUUAAUGGAAGCAACUGCUAUGAAAACAAAACUUAGGAACACAUUCCACAGUUUCAAUUCAAUCCCACAUGUGUAUCUGUCAAGCAGCAUUUACACAAUAGCAUGAGGUCCAUCUUGUGGCUUCUUGAAGUAAGAUCAUCCCACCAGGAUUUGCUGAAUUUUUUUGUGAUCAACAGUGCUGGAUCCUGUGACCCCUACAGAUUCAUGUAAAAGGGUUGCUCUCAGAGGGAAGUCAUUCGCUGAUUCCAUGUCUGAUACACAUUUCCUAACAUUGUGUAUCCCAGUCUCAUAAUAAAUGAUUUUAGUUUUCACAAGAUAAAUGAAGUGGGAGAAGAAAAUAAACACUAAAAUUUGGGAAACAUAGAUACACACUAUUUCCUGACUCUCCUCCUCCAGUUAGAAACACACAAUGUUACUGUCCCAUAAUACUUGUUGACCAUUAACACUAACAGGCAGACUGCCUGAAGUCUCCAGGUAAGAGACAAGACAUUACUCUGGCUGUGGCUGAUCCUGCAUGGAAAGCACUGUGUAAAGUUCCAGGUCACUGAGACCUGCAGAAGGUGAUCUGGUCUGAGCGGAGGGUUGAAGAAUUUGUCAAAACAAAGUGACAGCAUUUAUACAUUUUUAUUUCCCAAGUACAGAGAAGCACAGAUGUCUGGGUUUUAACAUUAAUGACCUACUUCUAGCAGUCCAUGUCUCGCUAUUGCUCCUCCACACAUUAGCAUCGCUUUAUUUUGAAAUUCUCAAAAGGUAUAGUACUUUUGUGGGUCUUAGACUUUUAUUUGUUUGUUUGUGAGUACUUUUUAGCUUAUCUUUUAUUCUAGCAUUUACAGCCAGGAGAGUUAUUAAAAAAGAGGAUCCCAGAGUUUUUGUUUUGUCUUUGCUUUACUGUUUGUUUUUAGCAAAAUGCUGCCCACAUUUUUUGCUGUCAAACAGCUCAAUCAUCCCCAGAGAACUGAGUGUGAAAUCUUUUUAGAUGUUCUUAGCAUGGAAAUGAAAAAUAUCACAUUUAAUUCAUACUUCUCAUCUUGAAAUUUGAUUAUUACAUUUUUCAGACAACUAAGAAUACCCUUGAUUGUUUGAAGCAGUGUACACUUACCCACCUUGGGUCCAGGAUUCAACCUGUUUGAGUAACAUUUCAGAGUUGAGAAGCAUUGGGCAGUUCUGAAGUGGAAGGUUCAGAUCUUGCCCACAUGUGGGUGAGAGUUUGAACAAAAUGAAAUUGAUGAUUAAGUGGUAAGAAGUGUGGCUCACCAAGCACAGACUUGGCAUACAGCAGACAUUUUCUGAACUUUUGUCUUUGCUGUUGCUGCGAUCACUAAUAUUAACAUGUCAUUUUAUGAAUUUAUGCUUUUGUGCCUUUUUUUACCCAGAUUGCCCAUGAUUUAAUAAGACAUGCUGAUGCAUUUGUGUUAAAGUACAAAUAGAUUUCAUCAAUAACUUAAGAUAGAAAGGUUAUCAUGUAUUAACUACUCAUAAACAUUUCUGAAUUUAAAAUUUAGCUAUAUCGUUAUUACACCCAUCCCGGAGCUUCCCUUAAAACACAUGGACCCAGGCCAGGGCUGGUCAGAUGACUCAGUGGGUAAGAGCACUUCCUGCCAAGCCUAAUGACUUGAGUUUGAUUCCCAGAAACUACUUAGAGGAAGGAGAGACCUGACUUCUUUAAGUUGUUUUGUGACCUCUACAUGCCUCUGCCCCAAGUAAACACACACACACACACACACACACACACACACACACACACACACACACACGUACACACACACA